Echinostoma caproni is the source of this 846-nucleotide messenger RNA. NCBI's taxonomy places the organism in Eukaryota, Metazoa, Platyhelminthes, Trematoda, Plagiorchiida, Echinostomatidae. The record is from the annotation of a GenBank genome assembly.
GAAUUGUUUGAAUUUCAUCGUCUACUUCAACUUCAUCGAUACACUAUUGCACCCCAUGGAUCGGAUGCAUUACACCCGCUUCUGAACGCCUUGGGUCCUGCUCCUAAGGCUUACCAAGACCCACAGAUUGACACGGCAGCUGAUCAGACCGAUCAAAAUGUGCUCACGACGAACGACGACAAAUCCCUUGUAACCGGUCAUAACCGAACUAGUUUCAUCGCACACAAUGAAACGGUUCAAUCGAUCGAGAAGGGAAAAUCGCGUUCGUCCACCGAACACUCGCUCAUUUACUCGGUUCGUGGUUCACAGUCACUGGCGGAGAUAAACUCUCAUGAUUUCUCGAGCACGCAAUCAUGGAAAAAUGAGGUACCAAAAUUGUUCGGUCGCACAAUUCACUGUAUCUAUCGUUUUAACUGGCCACUACCGUUCGAUUCGACCACAAUGGAAUAUGUCAUUUCUGGUUCAAAAGAGCUCACCCUACCCCUUAUGCCAAGUCAUCCGUCCGUGGUAGCACAGGCUCGACUGUACGCGGCAUUGGCCCCGAGACUCGGAGCAUCGGACUGUAUGAUUUUGCCUAUGCGUCCAUGCCACCAACCGGUACUCAAAGAUGAAGCGAAAACCGCUUGCCAUUUUUGUACAUUCACAAAUUCGACAGAUCUGUACAAUUUGACGGCCAGUUUAAGUUUUGAUCCAUUUUUCCGGGACAUUCGGGCUCCCGGUCAACCGACUGGAGAUACGGUUAGCCCGACUGUUCCCGCUAGUGGUAAAUUGCAGCGAUCUGCCUCGACUAUGUGCUGUUGGCAGGAUGAGCAAUCGGAUCAUGCCAGCUUCUGGGUGGUUGACUAG